Molecule: messenger RNA, 918 nt
Organism: Helianthus annuus (common sunflower)
Lineage: Eukaryota; Viridiplantae; Streptophyta; Magnoliopsida; Asterales; Asteraceae
Exons: 4
Coding region: 1-918 (305 amino acids)
Source: RefSeq, a predicted model, not a curated record
AUGGCUCCUAAACAAGCAUCCGGAUGGCAAAAACGUCAAAAAAGAAAACGAGCAGAAGAAUUGGUGAAGUCUCAAGCCAGUGCUAUACAAAAGUUUUUGGCGCCUAAUCCACCUAUAGUUAUUGUUGAAAAUCAACAAGAAGAUGUUGAAGUAGAAGUAGUACAGGAACCGGAACAGGAACAGGAACAGGAACACGAACACGAACAAGAACAAGAACAAGAACAAGAACGUGUGGAGGUAGAAGACGAGGAAGAAAGUGUGGAAGUAGAAGACGUUGAAAAGCAACAAGAAAAUCUUGAAAACCGACAAGAGCAAGAACGUGUGGAUAUAUUUGAUCCAAGAAGGUGGGAAGGACUUAAUGCGGAUGAGCUUAAGGUAUUGGUCGCGAAAGUGUGUAGAAGUGUGGCUCCUAAAGGUAGAUUGGAAGGUGAAGGUUUCAAUGAUUGGCACCAUACUGCCGGUAGAGUGAAAGCCCAUGAAGUUACGUUAGAUCAUCUCACACAUAUGAAAAUGUGGUUUAAUAUGCGCAAAAGAUUGAGAGAGAACCAACCAAUUGAUAAAGAUCAACACGAGAGAUUAAAGAAAGAAACAAAUUAUUCGAAACAAGUCCUUUUGAGAAUCGUUGCCUUAGUGAAGUUUCUAGCUAAACAUAAUCUAGCAUUUCGAGGAAAAAAGGAAAAGUUGUAUGAAAAAUGUAAUGGUAGUGAAAAUUUCUUGGGUAUCAUUGAGAUGUUGGAAGAGUUUGAUCCGGUCAUCAAAGAGCAUGUGCGGCGAAUCACUAGUGGAAAUCAUCAUGUGCAUUAUCUUGGACACAACAUCCAAAAUGAGAUUAUACUUGUGUUGAAUGUCAAGUCAGAACAGUGGAACCUCUUCUACACAUACCAGAAACAGUCGAAGGGAAAGAAGGUCUUUAAUUGA